Dentiscutata erythropus is the source of this 379-nucleotide messenger RNA. NCBI's taxonomy places the organism in Eukaryota, Fungi, Glomeromycota, Glomeromycetes, Diversisporales, Gigasporaceae. The record is from the annotation of a GenBank genome assembly.
GUGUUGCUCCGGAAUCGAAGGAGGUGUCGCCAAGCCUUGUGAGUUUGCUGGUGAACCCCAAACAAUAUAUGGCGUUGAACGAAGAGAACAAGGAAUUAAAAGUGUAGCCGAAGACAUUGAUGUUUUGGAAAAGUUUAUGGAUGAAUUGAAAUCUAACCCCAAAGUAGAGUUAUUGCAUGAUAAUGUUAGUGGUAGCAGUAAUACUUCGUGGCGGGGACUUAUUAUGGAUAAUUGUGUGACUAAACUUUCGAAUUUUGAACUGAAUCAUACUAUUCAAGCGGUUUCUGCGGACAUUAGAGACUUUUCAGAAAUUGUAAUAUGGUUAGCUCCAGAAAAAUGUGUAAUGAAAAGUGGAACCAAACAACAAUCAUCAGAGUGA